CGUAUUUAGUCAGUGAAAAAUGAGUGCAUCAGCCUUAAAAUCAACGAUACCUGGAGUAGGUACAUCACCAACUUCUACAAGUCACUCUAUUCUUCCGAUGAAUGCAAUGGCACAAAAGGUUGUAUCCGGCUCUGAACCAGGAGCUAUGAAACCUUUACCCGGAAGUGGGUUAAGCUAUGUCACAUUGCAACCACCCAAUCAACCGUUGAGUUUAGUGCAGGAUCAUAGACCUUCUGUAUAUCAGACACCACCAUAUGCAAGUGGCAAUUCUGAAAAAGAAUCGGACUUAGACAAAUUGAUUCCAAAUGGAGUAGAAAUUAUGAAAACAGAAACUGAACAAACUAUGUCUGCUGCUAUAAAACAAAGUGAAUCUAAUAGAAAUAACAAUUUAAGUCCAGAUAAUCCUGUGCAAGAUUCACAAAAAGAAAUUCAAACGGAGCAAGAAAUGACAUCAAUUGAUUUAGAUUGUCCUGCAUCGUGUCCACAACUACAAAACAAAGGUGAAGAAAAGAAAGCUCCUGUAAAUAAUGGUUCAAAAGAGUCUGAUGGCAUACCCAUUAAUACAUCUUUACAAACAAAAUUAUCUACACACAAACCAGAAGAUGCACCAGCAAAACCUGAUAGUCAAAAGUCAAAAGUCACAACUCAGAAUACAAAAAUUGCAGUAGAUAAUUCUGCAACAUCCCAAGCAAGCAAUCCCCCAAAAGUCGAACCAAAAGUCACUGGUUCGCCAAAAGCAAAUAAAAGAAAAUCUAGAGAAUUGAAAGAUUUGAAAGGAGCACAAACAGCUGUGGAUGGAGCAAGUAAGCCAAAAAGAAAUCGAAUUCAAACACAGCCUUACCAGAGUCCACUACCAGAAAUUGCAUUACUGGUGAAAAAUUUGAAUAAACCCCCACCCUCAAAAGCGGCUGAUGACAAACUUAUAGUAUUCUACAAAAAUGAAUUUUUGGCUGUGAGAAAUGCAGAGGGAAGCUUUUAUGUCUGUCAAGCAAUGCAAAAUAUAUAUAAGUCAAGUAGACGAAUUCGUAUACGUUGGCUUUCUCAAGACAAAAAUAAUGGAGAAAUAUAUUCGCCAGAUUUUUAUGAUUUUAUAGACUUUGAUUGUAUAUUAACAAAUCUAAAUUUAAAUAAAGUUGAUAAAAACAAAUUUCAACUAACCAAGAUAGAAUUGUUGCGUACAGAGAAUAUUUUGAAAAGAGCAAUUGAUGUUGAGGCUGGAGUAUCUGAAAAACCUCGAGUAACUGAGGAACAUCCAGAUGGACUUGACCUUUCACUUUAUAAAGAUGAAUCACAAUUAAAAAGAAGAAAAAAUCACAACUUACACAAACAGAAGCAAAGUUUGCGUAAGAAACCAAAACGAACUGAAAGUUCUUCUGAAGAUGAAGCACCCGAAGAAGAAUCAGGGAAAAAAUCUCCUAAAUCGAAUCGCCCUAAGAAACGAACAGUUAACAAAACAUUAGCAAUUGCUAAGUCUGUAGCAAAAGGAUCCAGUAGAGCAGAAAGAGCGCUAAACAGAAAUACAAAGUCUGGAAAUGAAACUGUUGCUGCUGUUGCUUCUACUGCUACUUCAGCUAACACUAGUGUAACCACCACCAGUACCACGGUUACCAAUACUGUUUCAUCUGUGGAUGCAACAAAAAAUAAUACCGACGUUAAAAAAAGUGAAAAUAAGAAAAGCACAAAACAACAAAGUAAUAAUAGCACAAUUGUGGUGCCAAGGACAAAACAACGCGCAUCUGCACAGAACACACAACCAAGUAAUAAAGCAGCAGGUCGUCCAAAACGCAUGGUGGCCACCACAGGUGUUUUGUCGACCGAGGAGACAACUUCUCGAAAAAAGCCACGUGGUCGAGCAUAAGAUUAACGUAAUUUACAUGUUUUUCCUGUGUUACACCUAGAACAGAGUCUGUACCGUAGGCAAUAUGUACACGUAGUACACUCUUUAAAAUUGCGAUCAAUUUGUAAUGUAAUAUAUAUGAUCUCAAGAUUCUUAUAUCUAUCAGGUGCUGCAUUAUAUUAUAGUCCAACAAUGUGGGAUCAACAAUUUAUAUAACUGUGCGGCAAAUCGCAUUUAAAUGAAAGAAAGAAAAAAAAAGACUCAGAGACUUAUAAGAGUGAUAUUGUGAUAUCAUACAAAAUUUGUACAUAUCGUCUACGUUUCAGAUUCCCUACAGGAGAAGAAAGUCACGGAAUGUAUGGAGAGAACGGUACCUUGGUUGAGUAAUAACUAUCUACAGGGUGUCACAUGCUAAUGCACUCUUGCAAUAGUCUAUUUUUGAUGUUGUGAGUGAACUGUACGUGAUUCAGUUGAGUUUAAAUGUACACUUUCCAUUGGAUAUGAUAGCUAUGUACAAAUAUAUAUGUCUGGGGCUUGCGCGUACUCUAUGAAAAGAUUAAAACAGAAAAGGGGAUAGAGUACCAAAGGAUGAGAACAAUCCGUGAAUUAUCGAUCUCCAAGUUAUGGAUCGGUAGAUUUAGAAGUACAAUAUCUGUACAUUACGCUGAAUCCUUGCUGUUUCAAAAAUAGCAUACAGAAUGGUCCAGCGCCUAUAUUAAAGA
Molecule: messenger RNA, 2559 nt
Organism: Dufourea novaeangliae
Lineage: Eukaryota; Metazoa; Arthropoda; Insecta; Hymenoptera; Halictidae
Product: DNA ligase 1-like
Exons: 6
Coding region: 20-1858 (612 amino acids)
Source: RefSeq, a predicted model, not a curated record